UGUAAGUAUCAAUGGUAAAACGAUCUCGCGGAGAUCAGACCCGUUGAGUCAGCCGAUGGAAAACGAGAGCAUUUGGGAUGGUGGUUUCUCCAAAAUUCCCGCUGUUGCUACCGGGAAGCCAUAUCCCUGGGAUCCACCUCAAACGCAGCGCUAACACGCCGAGUAAAGACCGGGAGCCCAACCCCACAGCGAAAGCGUUCCAUGACCGACCAAGUCUCGCGUUAUCGAUAUAAUAACCGGCCUUGGCUGUGGUGGGAGCACCGUGUGCUUAGAAGUACUUAUCCGGGAGACGGGAAUAUCCGACAGCAGCAUAUAAUUAAGCACCGCUCUCAUCGAACGACUUACACCCGGAACAACUGUUCCAUACAGACACGAUGGCAUCUCUCCUCAAGGGGACGGCCUUCAUCACAGGCGCAGCCUCAGGCAUCGGGCAGUACACGGCGCUCUCCCUCGCGCGGCACGGGAUCCAGCGGCUCGCCCUGGCGGACAUCAACGCCGCCGCGCUGCGGGCGGCCAACGCCUCGCUGGCGGCCGAGUUCCCGUCGGUGGAGAUCCUGGCGCUGCAGAUGGACGUGCGGAGCGCGGUCGAGGUGCGCGACGGCGUCGCCGAGACGGUGCGCCGCUUCGGCCGCAUCGACGUCGCCGUCAACAACGCCGGCGUCGGCGGCAGCGGCCGCAUGACGCACGAGAUCGACGAGGACGAGUUCGCCCGCGUCGUCGACGUCGACCUGCACGGCGUGUGGAGGUGCCAGCGGGAGCAGCUGAAGGUUAUGGUGGAGCAGGAAGACCUCGGGAUGAGGGAGGGCCGUGGCAGGAUCAUCAACGUGGCGUCCAUGUACGGUCUCGUGGCCCCUUGCCACACUAUGUCGCACACCGCGUAUGCUGCGGCCAAACACGGCGUUGUUGGCCUAACAAAGGGCGACGCCAACACCUACGGACGGUACAACAUCCGAAUCAACGCUAUUUGCCCGGGCUACGUCGAGACUCCCUUGAUCAAGGCCAGUAUGAGCCAUGAUCCAGGCUCCCCGUUAGCAUUGGAUAUUGAGCGUACCCCGUUGAAACGGAUGGCAACAAUGGAAGAAGUUGGGGAUGCCAUCACCUUCCUCGCAUCGCCCAUGAGCAGUUUCAUGACCGGAUCUACCCUGGUUGCCGAUGGCGGAUUUACCAGCAACUGAGUGGCCAGGGGUAGGCCCCUUCCCCAGAGUCGACUGGGGAAUGUGCGGGGGCGAAAUUGUCAACAGGGUUGAGAGCGCUGGUUCGACAGAUUGGGAUACCACAGACUGGUAAGCUCUCACUUUGUUGAUGUUUAGGUCAAGAGGGAGAGGCACGGAGUGGGAACAGAACAGUGCUUUGGUCACCGAAAGGGGAAACCCGCGGGAAAGGCAUUAAGGAUCAUUCCUAGGACUGCAUAACCUACUACUACGUUACGAACGGCCGCUAAAGGGACUGAAUAAAGACAAGAGAGUUUUCCCAGAUCCAAAACCACAUCAGAUGUCAUACAGCCUUCCGACACAAAAGCAGCGAGGCGAGGCUAGAUUCUUCGGAUACCCCGACUCCUGUCGCCCGUUGCAAGUACAAGAAAGACAACAGGCUACCCAGCAACAUCGAGAGAGAGAGAG
Messenger RNA from Phialemonium atrogriseum, 1619 nucleotides. RefSeq names its product 3-oxoacyl-reductase. The record is from RefSeq and is a predicted model, not a curated record. The transcript is spliced from 6 exons. The coding region runs from base 375 to 1175 and encodes 266 amino acids. Lineage: Eukaryota; Fungi; Ascomycota; Sordariomycetes; Cephalothecales; Cephalothecaceae.